UAGCACCAGAUUCUCUUGCUAGGACGGGGAGGUAGGGGGCUUGCGCGCGCGAUCUUUGCCCGGGAGAGAUCAAGCGGCUUUCUGGGUGUUUUCUUUUUGCGAAGAUGGCGGUAGAUCUUUCUGACUGGGACGUAUCCCUAGAACUCUUGGAGGUGGAUGAGAAGCCGGCGGUUCCUCUUUCGGUCAACUACGGGUCGGUGGAGAUCGACGAACUGGGCAAAGUCCUCACUCCCACCCAGGUCAAGAAUCGCCCAACAAAGAUUGACUGGGAGAACUGCAGUGCAGAAAAGCUCUACACUUUGGUCCUUACUGACCCUGAUGCACCGAGCAGGAAAAACCCAAAGUUCAGGGAGUGGCACCACUUCCUAGUGGUUAAUAUGAAAGGCAAUGACAUCAGCAGCGGCACCGUCUUGUCAGACUACGUGGGAUCUGGACCACCUAAAGGAACAGGGCUCCAUCGCUACGUGUGGCUGGUCUACGAGCAAGCCCAGGAGCUGGAAUGCAAUGAGCCCAUCCUCAGCAACCGGUCCGGGGAUAAACGGGGCAAUUUCAAAGUGGAAAGUUUCCGCAAUAAGUAUAAGCUGGGGGCCCCCGUGGCAGGAACAUGCUACCAGGCCGAGUGGGACAACUAUGUGCCGUUGCUCUACAAUCAGCUGUCUGGGAAAUAAAACCCCGCCUCUUCCAGCCCCCCACCCUCCCCCUGCUCUGAUUUCUUCUCCUAGAACGGAGAUCUUCAGCCCUCUACAACUCCCAUCAUCCCUGACCAUAGGCUAACCUGGCCGGGGCUGGUACGAGUUGUAUUCCAAGAGGGGUACAAAAUGGAAGGCGGCUGUCUUUAGAACUCCCAUUUCCUGUAGUGUUAAGUAAAGUGGGUUGAAGACUAAUAAGUGACGCCCCCGCUCCAAGCUGCUCCUGAAACUCAAACAGGGAUAGAUAGAUUCUGCUGAUUCUGCAAGGUGAUUGGCCAUACUAGACAGUUUCUUGUGGGGGACAGUCAGAAGUGCAGUAAAUGAAUUUGUUACAACAACAAAGGAACUGUGGCAAAACAUCUCUCUUUUGUGGUCCUCCGCAAAAGUUUGUGUGUGUGUGUGUGUGGCAUUUUGGCUGUUUUUGGAGCGGCGUGGUGACAUUUUUUGGGGUGGAGGGAUGCACAGAAUUCGCACACCUCUAGAAUCCUCUUUGCUGCCAACCUAUAUAGAUUCUCACAUCCCUCAAAACAGCUCCCAUCAUCUUAUAGCAUAAAUUCUGGGGGUUUAAACACUGUGGUCAGCAGCAUGGAGCUGCUGAUGAGUUUUCCACCCUGCUGUUGAAAUUUCCCUACACCACCUUGAAAUGCAUAGGGGCAGUGUCCCCCCCCCCUCCAAAAAAAAAAAAACCAAAUCGCUCUAGGCUUUCAAAUAUUCAUAAGCUCAGCCCAGCCCUGUUCCAAGGUGGUCUUUUCCUGGGACUGUUGAGUUACUUAGCCCUGAAUUCCUUGCAAGCUAUGAAACGGGGAUUUCAAAGGGAGUGGGACAACAUUAAGCAAGGAAUUGCUGGCUGUCCAGUUUUUCUCGGGAAACCAAACCACAAACGCCAUUUUUCUCCUUAAAACCAAAAAUUGUUACACUAAACCACAAAUGGGAGCCUUUUUUAUUUGCAUGUUGGAAGUUUUCGUUUUGAUCCUGUCGCUGCUCUCUCGCUCAGGACAAGUGCUGACAGCAAGGAGAAAGACCAGCAGCAGAGUCGGGGACGGAAAUGUGGGCCUUGGGCAGUGCCAACCCUGCGGCAGCUCCAUCGUUUGUGCUUAAGAUGCUGGAAGGUGCCUCUCCCUGGGCUUUGGUCCUCUGCUUAUAUCCUGGCUAUCUUUAGUUUCUCUUGGUAUAUCCACAGGAUCCCAGUGUCCUCAUCAGCAAUCGAUUUUAGAAAUUUCUGCUUUCUUUUGUCCAUGAUGUGUUUUUGAUGAGGUUCACCCCACUGCCUUCGGUCUCAUUUUGCCAAUAUACCGGUAUCUAAUGUUGGAAAUGUUUCUCCUCUGCCCCCCCCCUCCAAAAAUGUGUCACUUAAACCAAUGUGUAACAAAGGCCUUUUGAUGUUCUUGGGAGAUCUUUGAAUGCUGCACACAUACAUUGUCACUUGUGUUUAUAGCCCUCUGUUGACAAGGGGCUGUGGUUUAUGCUUUGUUCUCGUUCUUUGAAUUAAAAGCUUACAAUUGAA
Molecule: messenger RNA, 2193 nt
Organism: Podarcis muralis (Common wall lizard)
Lineage: Eukaryota; Metazoa; Chordata; Lepidosauria; Squamata; Lacertidae
Product: phosphatidylethanolamine-binding protein 1-like
Biological process (GO): negative regulation of MAPK cascade
Source: RefSeq, a predicted model, not a curated record